AUGUCUGCGCGGGGAAAUUCAUCAAACCCUCUUGAUCCAGCGAUAAUCUUAUCGAUCAUCGAGAAAAGCCUUCCGGAGAGAGUUUCUAACGACCAAGACGAAGGAUCAGCGUCUGCAGAUACGCCUUUAAGAUCUUGCCAAGAUGCUUUGGCAAUAUUGUUUCAUGCCAUUAUGCUGGCUGUAGACUUUCGUUUUGUCGGGCUUGGGGAAGAUGGGACUAUUGCGUUACCGACUAAAGAACAAAAUGCAAUCCCACGCCUCCCAAAAGAAUGGAAUGCCAAUGGUCCAGAUUCCUAUGCCUUCCGAUACAAGCAUCCGCAAUCAUCUUUAACGUUUCUUAUAAAAUCAAUACGACUUGCGGGUAAAUUCCUAGUACAUGGACUGGCAAUCGAAGAUAACAAAACGUCUACAUUAGAAGUAGUCAUUGCCGACUACACAUCUGCGUCAUUUUUUCCUUACAAUGACCGAGAGCCACUCGUGAAUGGAUUCAUAUCUGAGAGCAGGUUGAAGGACUUGACAAGUUUAUAUAAGAUAAACAUAUUACAGAAGUUAAUCCCAGGACUGAAUAAGCCAGGUUAUGAAGAAACAACGCAGACUUCCGAUAGAACAACUGCUCCCACACGUUCGAGCGCACCUCGGAAUGAUCCAUAUGAUCCAUUACGUAUCCCGCCGAGAGUCCCGCCUACGUAUCCAACACCACAAAUAUUCGGUGACCCAUUUAAUGUAGAAGGCCCAAGAACAAAUCCCUUCAGUGUCGGUGCUGACGAUUUAGACCCUUUUGCAUCUAAUCCAUUAUUUCCCAGAUUUGGAGUCGGAGGGAUACCGCCAUCCAAUCGAGGCGGCGGCAUGCACGUUGGCCUUGAUCAUCCGAUGUUUGGGCCAAGAGGUGGAAUUCGGGAUGACAGGGGUUUUCGCGGUGGCCCACCAACAUUACCUAGGGGCUCUGUGCCGCCAGGAGCCCGCUUUGAUCCAAUAACCCCGUUCAAUCCUCGUCCAAAUGUCGGACAGAACCCUACUUACUUCAGCGGCGAGCCUGACCACGAUGAACCACCGCCACCGGGCUACAACGACAUGUUCAUGUAG
Molecule: messenger RNA, 1083 nt
Organism: Paraglomus occultum
Lineage: Eukaryota; Fungi; Glomeromycota; Glomeromycetes; Paraglomerales; Paraglomeraceae
Source: the annotation of a GenBank genome assembly